This is a messenger RNA of Capronia epimyces CBS 606.96, 1755 nucleotides long. RefSeq lists its product as uncharacterized. The transcript has a single exon. Lineage: Eukaryota; Fungi; Ascomycota; Eurotiomycetes; Chaetothyriales; Herpotrichiellaceae. The coding region runs from base 1 to 1755 and encodes 584 amino acids. The record is from RefSeq and is a predicted model, not a curated record.
AUGGCGGAAGCUGCUGGCCUUGUCCUUGCGGUGGUUCUCGCGAUCCUCGAAAACUACGAGGAUACUGCAAAAGGCUUUCGCGCCUUCAAGGAAUACUCCUACGGAGUCAGGACGAACUUUAAGGUUCUCAAGAUUCAGGAAGUAAUCUUUCGGAAAGCCAACGAGAGGCUCCUCUGCCAUUGUGUGGACGAUGACCAUGCCAAACAGAUGCUCACAGACCGACAGCACCAGAGUUGGCAGGAUGAGCAAGUUGCUCGAGGCUAUGUCGAACGUCUCGGAGACUCGUGCAGCGCCUUUGAAGAUUCGAUAGCCCUGAUCAGCGAGGAACUGGCCUCUCUGAGGGCCACACUCAACAAGCAUGUGGCAUCAGAUGGAGAGCCCGCAGACAUGUUCAAGAAGAGAAUCAAAUAUGCCUUCCGCCAACCGCAAAUUGAAGUGUCUUUGACCGCCCUGAAGGACAAGACCCGCGACCUUGUGACCUUGGUCGAUCUGACCGAACCACAACAACUGAAAGUCAAUAAGGCGGUGCAUAGCACUGUGACGCGAAAAGAACUGGAGCGCUUUGCUCGAAUUAAGGAGACAGCCGAAGACCUCUAUCGCGCACUCGGACAUGCGUGCACAAAACAUAGCAACCAUCAGGCACAUCUAAGUCUCGAGCCUAUCUGCUCGGACACGGCACAGAUUCGCUUCACAAUUGCCUUCAGUCAGCUAAGCUUGACGGAUACCGAGAAUGACUUGAGGAGGCCUUCAGCAUCAACCUGGCUUACUGUAGAGUCAACAAUAGCUGGAAGGAUCCAGUCGACUGUCGAAGCAGGACCUUUGCUGCAAACCCAAACGAGCUUGAAGCGAGCGUUUGACGAGCAGGCAACUCUCCCCGGUCGUCAACAGAAGAAAGCAACCCGUCCGAAGAAGUGCCUUCGCUUCCAGGAACCAUCAAGUCAUAUAGAGCCACGAGCUAGCAGAACCAGGAUCCCACCUCCGUUGACCAAUCUUUACAAUAACAACAAUUUCUGCGACCAGAUCCGAAAGUUCAUUGAAGCCUCGCAGCCCAGCAGUAAUGCGGUCGGCUUCUUCGAAGUGCCCGGUGAGUCCAAGCACCUGGUCUACAUCGACUCGAAGACGCAAACUGUCAUGCAAAGUUCGACCACAUCCUCGUUCAUAGAUUUGCAGGCGGCUUUGAGAAGCGCCAAUCCAGACAGACCUAGUCCAGGGUUUGCCUUGGCUCGCAAGAUCACACUGGCACAUCAAUUGGCGAAAGCCGUCUUGCAGUUUCAUCUGACUCCGUGGCUAGAGAACUCAUGGAGUAGUCAGGAGGUACUUCUCUCGACCAAAGACGUAGCAGAAGCUGAAGCCACCGACCUCAAAGCUUUCAUCACCGCACAAAUCGUUGGACAGCGUGGGACACCAGCGCGAGCGGAGUCCAUUCCGAGCCCGAUUGUGGUUCGCAAUCGACUUUUGUUCAGCCUGGGAAUCAUGCUUCUGGAGCUGGCGUUCCACAAGCCCCUUGUGGAGUUGAUGGUCGAAGGAGACCGGGACCUCGCUUAUUCGGGAAACACAGAAUAUCUGGCAGCAGAGCGCUUGGCUCGACAAGUAUCAGCUCAUAUGGGGCCGCGCUAUGCGGAAGUUGUUCGUAAAUGCAUCCACUGCGACUUUGGCUGUGGUUUCGACAUGAAGCAGUCGAGGCUUCGAGAAGGUUACUAUCGUGACGUGGUGUGUGAGCUGGAGAAGCUUGAAAGCCGGAUGAAGUUUCUCUAG